Terrapene triunguis (Three-toed box turtle) is the source of this 1741-nucleotide messenger RNA. RefSeq names its product isopentenyl-diphosphate delta isomerase 1 (gene IDI1). NCBI's taxonomy places the organism in Eukaryota, Metazoa, Chordata, Testudines, Emydidae. Gene Ontology annotation, cellular component: cytoplasm. Gene Ontology annotation, biological process: isoprenoid biosynthetic process; isopentenyl diphosphate biosynthetic process. Gene Ontology annotation, molecular function: isopentenyl-diphosphate delta-isomerase activity. Bases 73 to 861 code for a protein of 262 amino acids. The transcript is spliced from 5 exons. The record is from RefSeq and is a predicted model, not a curated record.
UGGCGCGAUCGGGCGAUGCGGUGACGUGCGGGUUUCGGGGCGGUGGUAUUGGCGGGAGCGGGGUGACGGACGAUGUGGCGCGCGCUGUGCUCGAUUCCGGGGACUACGGUUGGCAGGUUGGUCCUGCGCGCUCCCACCCCGCUACUGCCCGUCGGUGGAAAGAGAAGUACCACAGCUAUGCCUGAAGUAAAUACAGAUAAUCUUGAUGAACAGCAGGUGCAGCUUUUGGCAGAGAUGUGUAUCCUUAUUGAUGAAAAUGACAAGAAGAUUGGUGCAGAUACCAAGAAAAACUGCCAUCUGAAUGAAAACAUUGAUAAAGGAUUAUUGCACCGAGCUUUCAGUGUUUUUUUAUUCAAUACAGAAGAUAAGUUGCUAUUGCAGCAGAGAUCAGAUGCUAAAAUUACUUUUCCAGAUUGUUUUACCAACACUUGUUGCAGCCAUCCACUGAGCACCCCACUAGAACUGCAAGAAAAUAAUGCCCAUGGUGUUCGGCAAGCAGCACAGAGGCGAUUAAGAGAAGAGUUAGGCAUUCCCUUGGAACAGGUAACUCCAGAAGAAAUCUUCUAUCUAACGCGAAUUCACUACAAGGCCCGCUCUGAUGGGAUCUGGGGAGAACAUGAAAUUGAUUACAUCUUGUUUGUGCAGAAGAAUGUAACACUGAAUCCUGAUCCAAAUGAGAUCAAAAGCUACUGUUAUGUGACACAGGAAGAACUAAAACAACUCUUGGAAAAAGCAUCAAAAAAUGAAAUCAAGAUUACUCCUUGGUUCAAAUUAAUUGCAGAGACUUUUCUUUUUAAAUGGUGGGAUAACCUGCAUAAUUUAAAUAGAUUUGUGGAUCAUGAAAAAAUACACAGAAUGUAAAAAGCUCUAAGUGAAUGUAGUGGUGAGGGGUAACAGUAGGAUGCUGUCUUAAAAGCAGUAAGGUAACUUUUAAUCCUUAAAGUUUUGAAUACUGACAAAAAUGGUACAUCAGCAGUACCUGUUGUAGGAAUUUCUGUACCUAUGCAUAGUGAUGGUGUGGCAGUUGGGUUGGGGUUUUUUUGGGUGGGAGGAGGGGGUUGGUUUUUUUUUUUUUUAAUUUACAGCUGAUGAAUGGUGCUGGCCUGACAGCAUGGGAAACUUAAGUCAUCUUUUCAGAGCAGGCAAACUGUGGUGUUACCCAAGUGCUGAAAAAAGUUUCAAGUGUAAAGCCAACCUUGAUGAUUAUAAGUAAAUAACAGUAGAUAUAGUACGAAACUUGUUUAGGGCUUAAUGAAUACUAAGAUAGAAAGCCCGUGUAGAAAAGAAAUUGUAAACCUUUAUUUUGAGGGGCACUGAAAUACAUUUAAUGAGGCUUAUUAGCAGAAAUGAGUUUUGUACAAGAAGAUAGACAAAAUAGGCAACAGCAAAGUAAGCUUCCCUGCAUUGCCUUCCAGUGCAGUGCCUAUAACCUGACCGGGAGUGAUUCUCUCCAAUGAAUGGAGGAUAAUCUAGUCUCUAACUCCAUUUAGUUGUCUCCAUUGUGACUGUAAAUAAGUGCCACUUCUGAUGUAAACACCCAUCCAGUGGCAAUUAAUCUGAGACUUCUCCUUCCAGAGGCUUUUGGUAGUUAGGUUAAUUAAAGGAAUUUUAUUAACUUGUAUUUAUACUAGUUCAAGGACACAGUAUAACUAGCAUUUCUUCAUCUUUCAUCGGGGGGGCGGGAAACUGAUUUACUAGGUAAAUGCCAUCAAAUGCACAAAGUAAACAGAUCACAAACUUU